This is a messenger RNA of Toxoplasma gondii ME49, 1470 nucleotides long. RefSeq names its product SNF2 family N-terminal domain-containing protein. NCBI's taxonomy places the organism in Eukaryota, Apicomplexa, Conoidasida, Eucoccidiorida, Sarcocystidae. Gene Ontology annotation, molecular function: ATP-dependent chromatin remodeler activity; ATP binding. The record is from RefSeq and is a predicted model, not a curated record. The transcript is spliced from 12 exons. The coding region runs from base 1 to 1470 and encodes 489 amino acids.
AUGCAUAUAUUUAUUCCGCCAUUUCGGAAAAGGUCUCGCUCGCCACCUGAUAACCCUGCCAUCUCUGCAUCUGAUGGCAACACGAGAGAAACUGCCUCUUCAACUGCAUUCGUCAAAGAUGAUACGAAUAGAAUGUCUAUCAUGCCCCACGCAAUGCAACCUUCUGCGAUGCACGACAAGCGGCGAGCAACGGAGACUACUGUACCGUUCGCCGGUGCGUUGUCCAGUGUCGCUGGGUCGACAGUCGCCUUCCUCGGAGACUUUCUAGGCUACGAGGUACUAUAUACAAAACGUUCUAUGAAGAAACGCAAAAAGUACAACGAUGGUGUCCUCCUGGUAAAGGAGGGGAGUAUAGCCUUGCUGGAUGAUGCCGGUGCGGUUGUGGCUAAGUCAACUAGCAGAUGUGGUUGGUCCACAGAAAAGGGUCCCGGAUCUACUCUUGUUCUGGGAAACUUUGAAGUGGAAAUAUGUGAGCAAAUCAUGGAAGAGGAAUACUCGUCUGGGCGUCAUUUCAUUGGCAACUGUUCAUCAGCAUGUGCAUCAAUACUGGGGACAUCUGCCAAUCCUCUGAGGCAGGUCCAGGCUCCUAUGGAGUCCAAUGUGCUCUUCCAGCAAGCUGCAACAACAUCCGCGGAAAAAGCCUGUCCGCACGGAGCGUUCGAGAUCGCCGUCUCUGAAACUGCUACUGGCGAGCGUCACCCAAUAUGGAUUGACGCAUUCCUGAACAAACACCUGAGGCCGCACCAACGGGAGGGAAUAUCUUGGAUGUAUAACCAACUUCUCGAGGGUGGUGGCUGCAUACUAGCGGACACAAUGGGUUUAGGGAAAACACUUCAGGCGAUAAGCCUGGUGUGGGUUGCCGUUUCUCAACCUGCAGGACUGCGGCCACUUGCAUCCAAAUGCUGCGUUGUCUGUCCCGCCAGCUUGGUCGGCAAUUGGACACAUGAGGUCAAAAAGUGGCUAGGAAACAGGCUUACGUUUGUCGUCGCAUCAGGCGAUGGCAAAGGUACGAAAGCGGUUCUGCAGCAAUUCGCCUCCGUGAGCAUCUGUAAACUGGUGAUCGUUUCAUACGACCAGCUGAGGAAGCUCUGUGGGACUAUCACAUCUUCUCUUGACAUUCUCAUAUGCGACGAGGGACACAGAUUGAAGUCAUCCAAGUCUCAAACAGCGCUCCAUCUGCAAAAGAUCCGUUGUAAACAUAGGCUUAUUCUAUCAGGGACUCCACUCCAAAACGACAUGGAUGAGCUGCACGCUUGCUGCUCAUUCGUUCGUCCGAGCGCCAUGCCAAACAACAGGAUCUUUGCGAAGGUUUUCAAAGAGCCUAUUCUCAGAGCUGGUCUACCGUAUGCUACCAUGGCAGAGAAACAACUGGGUGAAAAAAGGGCUGAAGAACUCACGUCUCUAAUGUCUCGAUUCAUGUUAAGGAGGACCGAAGAGGUCCUGAAAUCCUUUGGUGAGCUGUUCUGCUAG